CCUACCUGUCCUCUAACCUGCCUUUCCAUCAGAUGUAUAGUGGAGUACUUGUCGGACAAAAUCCGGAUUCUAGUCACCCAUCAAAUCCAAUUCAUACGAAAAGCCACACAAAUACUGGUCUUAAGCCCAGAGGGCCGGUGCCUGGGGUUGGGCUCAUACGACGAACUCCAGUCCCAGGGCCUGGACUUCAUGGCAAUACUGAGUGACGCGGAACGGGAGGCCGUACACGACAAACAGGAACGGGAGCUCACGAUGAGGUCGUUCUCCAACAAUAGUUAUAACACCAAACAGACGGCUAACCCCACGGAGACCCUCCUGACGGAGUCAACCAAUGACAGGGUCGGGAGGGACUCCCGGAGCACAUCCGUGGCUCAGACCGAGAACAUCGAGGUCUCCGACAUUAUGGGCGAUGAGGAGGACUACUCGCAUGAGCCCAGGAUUCAGGCGGAGAACCGGGAGGUGGGCUCUAUCGGGCGACACGUCUACUAUGAGUACGUGAAGGCCGGUGCCGGACCCGUACUCUUCACGAUUACCUUGUUCUCGACACUUGUAUCUCAGGGUUUGAUACAUUACUCCGAUUUAUGGCUCACUAAAUGUGCACUACCAGGGACUGACAAAAAUCAAAAGGCUAAUGCAAUUGACCAGGAUACACAGUACUAUUACGUCUACGUCUAUUCGGGACUCAUUGGGGCCCUGUUUGUGACGGCGCUAAUG
Oppiella nova is the source of this 714-nucleotide messenger RNA. Lineage: Eukaryota; Metazoa; Arthropoda; Arachnida; Sarcoptiformes; Oppiidae. The record is from the annotation of a GenBank genome assembly.